CACAGUAGCAAACCGGAAGUUCUUUUAUGCUCUUAAAGCGACACGGAGGACACAUUUCAGCAGAAAUGAUCGCUAAAGUGGUCGGUACAAAAUAUGUGUCCAUUGCCAAAACAUGGAUCCCCACUCUGGCCGUAUGGGGUUCAGUGGGAGGCGUAGCUCUGGUCCACUUCACAGACUGGAGAAUGAUUCUGGAUUAUGUUCCCUACAUUAGCGGCAAAUUCAAUAAUGACAAGUAGUGGAUAUCAGGUUGGUGUCGGUGUUACACAGAGACUUGAAUGCUUCGGCUUGGCGUCGUGUGUCCUGCAGGCCACUGGAGGGUGUCAUCUUAACCCUGCAGCUCAUUGAACUGUUCAUCAUCAACAUCCAUGGAAAUGCACUGGACUUGUCAUUUCAAUGGUCGUCAACCAACAAAAAACAUGUAUAGAAGAAAUAUGAGAACACCGAUGACAAAUGGACUUUUUUCUUUUUCCCCACUUCAUUUGGAGGUCAGGUAUUCAUUUUAUUCAUCAGUCUUCUGUGCGUCAAACCUGAUUCUUAAUUGAAAAACUCUGUUAUUGUUUUGAAGUAAAGUAUAUGAGAUGUAUCCUA
This is a messenger RNA of Notothenia coriiceps (black rockcod), 588 nucleotides long. Its product is annotated as cytochrome b-c1 complex subunit 10-like. The transcript has 3 exons. Lineage: Eukaryota; Metazoa; Chordata; Actinopteri; Perciformes; Nototheniidae. Bases 27 to 236 code for a protein of 69 amino acids. The record is from RefSeq and is a predicted model, not a curated record. Gene Ontology annotation, cellular component: mitochondrial inner membrane. Gene Ontology annotation, biological process: mitochondrial electron transport, ubiquinol to cytochrome c.